Molecule: messenger RNA, 2710 nt
Organism: Perca fluviatilis (European perch)
Lineage: Eukaryota; Metazoa; Chordata; Actinopteri; Perciformes; Percidae
Gene: uckl1a
Product: uridine-cytidine kinase 1-like 1a
Exons: 15
Coding region: 222-1817 (531 amino acids)
Cellular component (GO): cytoplasm
Molecular function (GO): kinase activity; ATP binding
Source: RefSeq, a predicted model, not a curated record
CACACACACACACAGAGAGAGCGCAACACGUGGACAGCAGCAUUGAGAGAUUUUUCAGAUGAUCCACAGUUGCUCCACAGAGCCACAGUUGUGGGAAUGGAAGCAGUGAAAGCCGACUAGAAACACAUUUACACACGUCUAUGACUUUCGGUCAGUGUCGCUCGGUCAGUUUUCACGUUGACAGAUGAGCUGGGGCGUAGCCGGUUUGGUCUGAAGCAGAUAUGACUCUGCAGGACUGCGCAGGAGCCAGAAUCUCUGGCUGUUGGUCCCUGAGGUCUGACCGCAGUGGGAGCGGGGAGGACUCGUUGGACCGGCUCCUGCCCCCCACGGGGGCCCCUCGCAGGAAGAGCACCUCACUGAAUACAACUGAGCCUCCUCUGCUCCGCACAGGCACGCGCACCGUCUACACCGCCGGGCGACCUCCCUGGUAUGACGAGCACGGAGCGCAGUCAAAAGAGGCCUUUGUCAUCGGGCUGUGUGGGGGCAGCGCCUCAGGGAAGACCACCGUGGCCAAUAAGAUCAUUGAGGCUCUGGAUGUGCCGUGGGUUGUGCUGUUGUCUAUGGAUUCUUUCUACAAGGUUUUAUCCUCAGAGGAGCAGACUCUGGCAGCAAGUAACGACUACAACUUUGAUCAUCCGGGGGCAUUUGACUUUGAGCUGCUGGUUGCCACCCUGCGAAAGCUGAAGCAGGGCAGGAGUGUGAAGAUCCCGGUGUAUGAUUUCACUACACACGGAAGACAGAAAGACUGGAAAAAUGUGUACGGUGCCAGUGUAAUCAUAUUUGAAGGAAUUAUGUCUUUUGCAGACAAAGAGCUUCUUCAGCUCCUGGAUAUGAAAAUCUUUGUGGACACAGACUCAGACAUUCGGCUGGUGCGCCGGCUGCGCAGGGACAUCACAGAACGCGGACGGGACAUUGAAGGCGUCAUCAAGCAAUACAACAAGUUUGUGAAACCGGCCUUUGAGCAGUACAUUGAGCCAACCAUGAGGCUGGCUGACAUUGUUGUGCCGAGAGGUGGUGGGAAUAUGGUGGCCAUUGAUCUGAUAGUCCAGCAUGUUCACAGCCAGCUGGAGGAACAGCGUGAGCUCACUGUCAGGGCGCUCCUCGCCUCCGCUCAGCAGACGCAGCCGCUGCCCCAGACGCUCAGCGUGUUGGAGAGCACGCCGCAGGUCAAAGGCCUGCACACCAUCAUCAGGAAUAAAGAAACCAGUCGAGAUGAGUUUAUCUUCUACUCAAAGAGAUUAAUGCGUCUUCUCAUAGAACAUGCACUGACGUUUCUACCAUCUCAGCCGUCUGUAGUCCAGACUCCACAGGGCUAUGAGUACGAGGGCCGCAGUUACAACGGGAAAGGGAUCACCGGUGUGUCGGUCCUGCGGGCGGGAGAGACCAUGGAGCCCGCCCUGAGGGCCGUGUGCAAGGACGUCCGCAUCGGCAAGAUCCUCAUCCAGACCAACAUUGACUCAGGCGAACCAGAGCUGCAUUACCUGCGUCUGCCCAAAGACAUCAGCGAAGAUCAUGUCAUCCUAAUGGACAGCACGGUCUCCACCGGAGCUGCUGCCAUGAUGGCAGUACGAGUCCUAUUGGAUCACGAGGUGCAGGAGGAAAAUAUUGCCUUGGUGUCGCUGUUGAUGGCGGAGCUCGGGGUUCACUCUGUGGCCUACGCCUUCCCGAAGGUCAAAAUCAUCACCACCGCUGUGGACAAGAGUCUGGACGACUUGUUACAUGUAAUUCCCGGUAUCGGGGACUUUGGGGACCGGUACUUCGGGACAGACGGGUCCGACAGCUGGAGUGAUGAGGACCACGAGCAGCCGUCAUGCUGACACACACACAUCUGUGAGCCACUGUGAAAGAAAAUACAAACACUACUUGAAAACACCCGUUAUUGUGCAUCCUCCACUCCAGACAGAGACCAGCAAAAAAAAAAAAAAGAAAAUUGUUAUAUUCAAUUUUUGCGUACAUGGACUUUUGUACUCUUAUACAACAGAUGAGUCCUGGUCGAGUUGUAUGCAGGAGGGAUAUUUUGUUGUAUUUACAACUGAGUGUUCAUAAUUUUCAUACAGAAGGGUCACAGAGGUGAAACAAUGCCAUUGCCUUUGAGGUACAAUAAUGCAAUAACAAUAUUAUUAUAUACUACAUGUUUUUAUCCGGGAUUGCACCAACUGUUCGUAAAUGGGAUUAUUAGUCAUUACUCGAUAUUUUCAAACACCCAGUUAAUUGGGUUGCACCGUUAAAAUUCAACUAUGUGUAAAUUGGUUGCGAGCAAACAUGUAAAACAGUCUUACCGCGAUCAACUGUGAAAACACGGAAUCCCCCAACUGACAUUAUUAGCGGUAUACUGUGUUAUUUUUGUGAAAUGUUAUUUAAAAGCUUUAGUUUACAUCAUCGAGUGUCAAGUCAGAUGUGUCGACCAAAACCCAUUAACUCUUUUACUUUUCACCUAAAUAGCUCAUAUUCGCAAGUUAGUUUUGUCAGUUGGUUCAGUUAGCUAUGCUACAGUUUCACCUAGCAGUUAGUGGGUGUCAAUAUGCAGUUACUAAUCUCUACGUAAAUACUGUGGUUCAACCCUUUUAAUUUAAUGAUUCAUACAUUUACACUUAGUAAAACACAUAAUGGACCCUAUUUUAACGAUCUAAGCGCACGGCUUGAAGUGCAUGGCACAGGUGCGUUUAGGGCGUGUCCAAAUCCACUUUUGUUAGUUUGACGGCGGAAAAAA